GACGUUUCGUUUUUUAUUUAUGAUGGGUCUUAAUGUGGAUAUUCCGCUUAAUUAUCACCUCGGACAUUUUGUUCUGGAGCAGUUACGUCGGCAUCAAGAUCAUGUUUGCCAAAUAGAUGCAGCAACAGGUGAAGAAGAGACCUAUGCGUCAGUGUUGAAGCGUUCCAUCAGACUGGCCCAAGCUCUGAGAGCUUUUGGUCUAAACCCAGGAGAUGUUGUGGCUAUAGGCGGCCCCAACCAUUUGGAUCUUUGCAUUCCGUUCUAUGCGGCUCUUUACAACGGUUUACCGAUUGUUGGUGUCGAUCCCUAUUUUAAAUAUGAUGAAGUGAGGCAGCUUUUGAAACUAACAAGUCCAAGAAUAGCGUUUUGUCAAAAUGAAUCCUACAACAUGUACGCGAAGGCUGCAGCGGAUCUCAGGCUGGAUGUUAAACUGGUGACUUUCGAUGAAGGAGAUGGUACAAUGAAAAAGUUUGUGGAGGUGCAUUAUAAACAAGGCCCGGAAGAUGAUUUUAAGGUGACAGACUUCGACUUGGAUAAAGUAUACGCCUUCCUCGUCUCCACUAGCGGUACCUCGGGCAAAGUAAAAUUUGCUGCCUUCAAACACAGAGCGGUGCUGCUUAAGCAAUUGACACUCGACAAACUGCAGUACAAAAGUGAAGAAACGAAACAAAGCAAAAAGAAGUCAUUGAUCCUGUCACCAGUUAAUUGGAUAUCGAAAUACUUCACUCUGAUAACAUCCCCAGCUGGAGGGGUCACCGCGUUGCAGACGUCUAUUCCUGACAACUUGGGCCAUGUUAUAAACAUUAUAAACAAAUAUCGACCCGAAUUUACCCUGUUCAGUCCCUCAAUGAUAGCUUGUUUGAUAGAACGGAAGGAUGAAGUGGAUCUGACUUGUUUCGAAACCAUUGCAAUUGGAGGAUCUAAAAUAUAUCAAGAUAUACUGAAGGAAUUUAAGAAACUUCUCGCCAAAAAUUGUAUAGUUAUAGAAGCGUAUGGACAAACUGAAAUGAUUGGGCCUAUUUUUGCUGCGAACCCGUUCGGACCUGCUGGCAGUAUUGGAGUAUCUACAGAUAUGUAUAGUAUAAAGUUGGUGGACCCAGACACAGGCGCAGAAAUAAACGAAGCUAACGUCACUGGUGAAAUUUUGGCGAAAGGACUGGGUUUCACGGAAUACUACAACGACCCCAUAGAAACAGCCCAGGCGUUUACGGAAGAUGGCUUUUUCAAAACGGGCGAUUUAUCAUACCGGGACCAGGACAAUAAUUACUUCUUUGUAGACCGAAUUAAAACCUUAAUUAAGUACAAGAAUUCACACGUGAUGCCUACAGAAUUAGAAGAAGUAAUUUUAAGGCAUCAAGGAGUUAAAGAGGUUUGUGUUGUGGGUAUCGACGAUCCCGUUGAUGGUCAAAGACCGCUGGCUUGUGUAGUGAGACAUAAAGGCUCUGACGUCACCGCAAAGGAGAUACAGGACUUAGUAGCAAGUAAUCUAUCGACAAAAAAGGAACUACGGGGAGGCGUACUAUUCUUUGAUAGUCUGCCGUACACAUCCUCAGAAAAACUUUGUAGAAGUAAAAUCAAAGAGCUUGCUUUUAGUGUAGUUAAAGAAAAUAAUCAGUCGUCUCUUUUAAAUGCAAUGAGUGCUAACCGUAAUUAUCCGCCUAGUUACCAUUUCGGACAUCUAGCUUAUGAGCGUUUGGUUCGUCAUAAAGAUCGCGUUUGUCAGAUAGAUGCAGCAACAGGUGAAGAGGAGACUUACGCGUCAGUGUUGAAGCGUUCCAUCAGACUGGCCCAAGCCCUAAGAACUUUUGGUCUAAAUCCGGGAGAUGUUUUGGCUAUAGGCGGCCCCAACCAUUUGAAUAUUUGCAUACCGUUCUUUGCAGCUCUUUUCAAUGGUUUACCAAUAAUUGGGGUUGAUCCCUAUUUUAAAUAUGACGAAGUUCGAGCGCUCUUCGAGUUAACGAGACCAAAAAUAGCGUUUUGCCAAAAUGAUUCCUACGAUACUUAUGCGAAAGCAGCAGUGGAUAGCGGCCUGGAAGUUAAACUCGUGACUUUCGAUGAAGGGGAUAACUCGAUGUUGAAAUUUAUAAGGACAUCUGAAUCAGAAGAUGAUUUUAAGGUGGCAGAGUAUGACCUAGAGAAAAUUUAUCCUUUUCUGAUCUGCACCAGCGGUACAUCGGGGAAACUAAAGGUUGCAGCUUUUAAAAACAAAUCGAUGCUAACAAAGGACAUGUGGAUCACAAUGUCCCAAAAAAAAGAACAAAGCAUUAAAAGGACAUUGCUCCUGUCGCCAGUUAAUUGGAUAUCGUUCUACUUCGCUCCGACAUCUGUGGCAGGUACCGGAGGCGUAAGAUUACAAACCUCCACUCCUGAUAACUUUGACCACGUUAUAGAAAUGAUAAACAAAUAUAAACCGGAAAUAACUCUGUUUAGCCCCACACUAAUAGCCUGUAUGAUAGCUCGAAAGAAUGAAGUUGAUCUAACUUGCUUUGAAAAUAUUACUAUAACUGGAUCUAAGGUUUACGAAGGUGUACUCACAGAGUUUAAGAAACUUCUUGCCAAUAAUUGUAUACUUAUGGAAGCGUAUGGCCAAACUGAAAUGAUUGGGCCAGUCUUAGUUCCGAACCCGUUCGGCCCAACUGGCAAUUGUGGGAGACCUAUAGAUUUGUACAGUGUUAAGUUGGCAGAGCCUGAUACAGGAGUGGAAAUAAAAGAAGCAAAUAUAACCGGUGAAUUAUUAGCGAAAGGGCCCGGUUUUUCGGGGUAUUAUAACGAUCCAGAAGAAACAGCGAAGUCGAUCACUGACGAUGGAUUUUACAAAACGGGGGAUUUAUUGUUUCGUGAUAAGGAUAACAAUUAUUUCUACGUUGAUCGAAUCAAAUCAUUGAUUAAGUACCGGAACUCACACGUGCAUCCGGCAGAAUUAGAAGAAAUAAUAGUCAAACAUCCUGGUGUGAAAUUUGUUGGCGUAGUUGGUAUCGAAGACCCUAUAGAUGGGCAACAGCCAGCAGCUUGUGUGGUAAAACACAGCAACUCUGAUAUCACCGCACAGGAGAUAAAGGACCUAGUAGCAAGUAAGUUUUCAAAGAACAAGGAAUUACGAGGAGGUGUACUAUUCCUUGAUAGCUUGCCCUGUACAUCCACAGGAAAAAUUCUAAGAUUAAAACUCAAAGAGAUUGCAACGAAUGCUAAGAGAGAAUAAAGGUCAAAAUCAAUGAAGUGCGGAUUGCAUUGAAAGUGCUAUGAAAUAAAAAAAACUGUU
Messenger RNA from Pararge aegeria (speckled wood butterfly), 3259 nucleotides. RefSeq lists its product as uncharacterized. The record is from RefSeq and is a predicted model, not a curated record. Lineage: Eukaryota; Metazoa; Arthropoda; Insecta; Lepidoptera; Nymphalidae. Bases 20 to 3199 code for a protein of 1059 amino acids. Gene Ontology annotation, molecular function: long-chain fatty acid-CoA ligase activity. The transcript has 22 exons. Gene Ontology annotation, biological process: fatty-acyl-CoA biosynthetic process; long-chain fatty acid metabolic process.